Tricharina praecox is the source of this 1688-nucleotide messenger RNA. RefSeq names its product ZIP zinc transporter-domain-containing protein. Gene Ontology annotation, biological process: zinc ion transmembrane transport; intracellular zinc ion homeostasis. Gene Ontology annotation, cellular component: membrane. NCBI's taxonomy places the organism in Eukaryota, Fungi, Ascomycota, Pezizomycetes, Pezizales, Pyronemataceae. Gene Ontology annotation, molecular function: zinc ion transmembrane transporter activity. Bases 106 to 1401 code for a protein of 431 amino acids. The record is from RefSeq and is a predicted model, not a curated record. The transcript is spliced from 3 exons.
CAUGUCACACAUGUCUCCAGAUACAUAAAAACCUAAACCCCUGGCCCACCACCGCACCCGCACUCUACCUGCUUCAGCGAGACGCGUCCUCCACCAGCAUUAACAAUGGCCCUCCUCUCACGCCCCCGCAGUAACAUCUUGCGUCUAGCCCUGCUCUGCGCGGCCUUCUUCGCGGCCAUCGCAAUUGCCAGCGCCACAGAAAAGACGCCUGCAAGCCCUCCCUUGAGCUCACUGCUGGACCUCUCCAUCCCCGACCUCGACCACAAGCUGCAAGAAUGCCCCUUCGUCCAGGACCUCAAUGCGGCGCGUCACACCGCCGAGCUCGAAACCUCGUCGCUCAUGAAGCGCGUCUUCGCCGUCCUCUUCCCCGCGGGCCCAGCCGUGAACUCGCUUCUGGCCACCGCCUACAUCUCGGGGCCACCCAACUUCCUCCUCGCCCUCUGCCCCGCCGACAUCGACCCAUCGUCGCUCUCCGUGAUGGUCGCGUUCGCGGUGGGUGGGCUGCUGGGGGACACGCUGCUGCACCUGGUGCCACAGACGUUUAUGGGCGAGCCGCAUGACGGCGCCGCACACUUUGUGCUCAACGAUCCGAACAGGAAUGCCGUUCUGGGGCUGUUCAUAUUCAUCGGGUUUGCUACGUUCGUAGCCAUGGAUAAGACGCUCAGGAUCAUCACUGCCGGGAGCGGGGAGGGGGGGAGUGCAAGUGGGCAUGCGCAUAGUCACUCGCAUGGACAACAGGGAAAGGGAAAGGGAAAAGCGACGGGCGCGGAGAAGGCGGAUGCUGCGGCUGGGCUGGUGCAGCGGAAGAAGGGCGGGGUUACGCCGACUACUUCUGACGAGGAGGAGGAAUACGAGGAGGAAGACAGCAAAAAGGCCAUCUCGCCCUCCCUCAAAGUCUCGUCGCUCCUCAACCUGGUCUCGGACUUCACGCACAACAUAACGGACGGGCUCGCGAUGUCAGGCGCAUUCUACGCGGGGCCGCUGGUGGGCGCGACUACGUGCAUGGCCGUGAUGCUGCACGAGAUCCCGCACGAGGUCGGCGACUUUGCGCUGCUGAUCCAGGGCGGCUUCACCAAGUGGCAGGCGAUGAUGGCGCAGUUCGUUACUGCGCUCGGCGCCUUCACCGGCACGCUGAUCGGCAUUGCUAUCCAGGAGUAUAGCAAGAGUGGCGACGCUGAGAAGAUGGGCGUCAAGAUGGGCGAGGGUGUGUUGGGCACGGAUCUGCGCGCGGGUGAUCUGGUCCUCCCGUUCACCGCGGGCACGUUCCUUUAUGUCGGAUUCAGUGUCAUUCCGGAAUUGCUCGAGACCGGGAGCAAUAAGAGGGAGGAGGUUAUCAAGACUUUGAAGCAGGGAGCGGCGAUGGCUACUGGGUUUGCUUUGAUGUUCUUUAUCUCGGAUUAAGGUAAUGGACGGGACACCUAAAUGAGACAUAGAUGUAGAUGGACACAUAAUGUUUGGUUGGAAGUUGGUAACUGUAGAUGAAUAAAGGCAAUAAAAGCAGAACGCAAAACUCCAAUAGAUAUCGAAAGCAGACCAAUAAAGCAACGUGACAUCUUGCGAACCAGGGCAAAACAGAAACGCAACCCUUCCGUACACACCUCGCAUAUGCUACAUGGUAUCUCCUCCUCCUCCUCCCCCUCCUCCUCCUCCUGCCAUCACCUCCCCUCAAUCCUUAUGCGAUCCCCCCA